Messenger RNA from Monoraphidium neglectum, 684 nucleotides. RefSeq lists its product as hypothetical. Lineage: Eukaryota; Viridiplantae; Chlorophyta; Chlorophyceae; Sphaeropleales; Selenastraceae. The transcript is spliced from 5 exons. The coding region runs from base 1 to 684 and encodes 227 amino acids. The record is from RefSeq and is a predicted model, not a curated record.
AUGUGCCCUCGCGCAGCCCUCCUGGCGGCCAGCCUGUACAAGACCAUACCUGGCGUCACCCAGCUGGUCAAAUGCAUCCAGAACGCAGCUGAUCCCAACAAAAUCAUGGCGCAGGCCGCCGCCAUGGCCGGCGCAAACGCAGACCCCCAGCAAAUCGUGACAGCAGCGCAGCAGGGCCCCUCCGUCUGCCUCCGCGCCUUCUGGGACGGCUACCAGAUCACUUUCGUGCUGUCAAUCGUCGGCGUCGCGUGCCUGCUGGUGGCGUUGCUGACCUGCUGCUGCUUCUGCUGCGCCGAGCGGCCCCGGGACAAGGAGCUGCUGCAUGUGCUGCCGCCCGCCGCAGCGAUGGCCAGCGGGCUGACCGCGCACGCCGCAUCUUUUGACGCCGAUGCUGGCGACGAGGGCGGUGCUGCGGCGCUGGCGGAGCGGACAAGGGAGGGCAUCGAGAGGGCCUUUGUCAGAAAGUGCGUUGCGGCGGGCGCCACCGUUGAAGUGGAGCUCAUUUCACAGCGCAGCUGCAACCAGGACGUCAGCGGCGCGAUUGUCAGCAGGGUGGAGGAGCUGCAGGCGGCGGUGGUGGUCAUGCCGGAGCAGCCGCAGUCGUUCCUCGAGAGCCUGUUCCAGACGCCCGUGGCUCAGCAGGUCGCGGCGCGCUGCAGGCGGCCCACGGUGCUCAUACGCUGA